AUGCAAAGUUUAAUUGAUUCUGCAGAGCUCAUGCUUGAGAGUGGAGGUGAUGAUGGAGAAGUUUUUGAAGAUUUACGAAUUUGGCUCACCAACGAACGAAACUCUCCGGAAUUACUUCCAGGUGGACAACGGCUAGAGAGUAUGAUUCAACGAGCCCGAUCUCGGAUUGAAUUAGAAGAAGACUCUCUUCUGAAUUCCAAUGAAUAUAGUGAGGAAUAUUCGUUGAGAGUUACGGAAUUGAACCGACUGAAAUAUUUGGUUACUAAUUUGAUGAGAACGAGAUUAAUUAAAUUGGAAUUGUUAUGUGAAUAUGUGAGAAGAAAAGAAGUAGAUCAUAUAAAUAAUAUUGGAAAUUUAUCCAUGGUGAAUGAUAGAGAGGAAGAUAUUCAUGCGGCUUUAAAAAUUACAACACCUUCAGAAUGGAAAUUUCUUCAACAGUUUUGUAAAUUAAGGACGACCUAUUUUGAGAAUAGUUUUGUGAAUCAAUUGACAAAUCCUGAUAUGGCUUCAAAAGGUCAAGGAAAAGAUAAUAUAGUACCGUAUAUUGAGCCUGACUGGUUCAAGUUUGUUUUUUGUGAAGUUGUUGAAGACUUGGGCACAGUGACACUUCGGCCUUUUGAUGCUCGGCCUGAAAAUGAAGACGAAGACGAGCUUGAGGUGAAUUUACCAAAGGGAACACGCUCUUUAUUGCAAUACAGAUUGGUGAGAGAUUUACUUUUUGAAGGAAAGGUAAAGCUAAUCUAG
This is a messenger RNA of Naegleria lovaniensis, 744 nucleotides long. RefSeq lists its product as uncharacterized. The coding region runs from base 1 to 744 and encodes 247 amino acids. Gene Ontology annotation, biological process: DNA-templated DNA replication; double-strand break repair via break-induced replication. The record is from RefSeq and is a predicted model, not a curated record. Lineage: Eukaryota; Heterolobosea; Eutetramitea; Acrasida; Naegleriidae. Gene Ontology annotation, cellular component: GINS complex. The transcript has a single exon.